Bombina bombina (fire-bellied toad) is the source of this 954-nucleotide messenger RNA. RefSeq names its product taste receptor type 2 member 4-like. The transcript has a single exon. Gene Ontology annotation, biological process: sensory perception of taste; detection of chemical stimulus involved in sensory perception of bitter taste; G protein-coupled receptor signaling pathway. Bases 1 to 954 code for a protein of 317 amino acids. The record is from RefSeq and is a predicted model, not a curated record. Gene Ontology annotation, molecular function: G protein-coupled receptor activity; bitter taste receptor activity. NCBI's taxonomy places the organism in Eukaryota, Metazoa, Chordata, Amphibia, Anura, Bombinatoridae. Gene Ontology annotation, cellular component: membrane.
AUGUUCUCUGCUCUGGAUAUAAUCAGGCUGGCAAAUGGAAUCAGUUCAUGUGUCACUGGAUUUACCUUCAACCUAUGGAUAUUGCUGGUCAAUUUCCAAGACUGGCGAAAGGGUUACAGGUUGAGCUCAUGUGAUCAUAUUCUGUGUCUGUUAGGUUUAACCAAUAUUCUAAUGCAACAUCUACUUAAUAUAAAUGUGCUCUACAAUAACUUUCUGUACCAAAUACUAAAUGUUGGAAUGUUACAAGCAAUACUUACAGACAUCCUGAUAUUUCUGCUCUCCUUGAACAACUGGUUUAUGACUUGUCUUUGUGUUUACUACACCCUCAGUAUAGUGAACUUUACAAGUGGUGUUUUGUUCUUGCUGAAGAUCAGAAUCUCACAACUGUUACCAAAAUGUUUAUGUCUAUCAGUAGUUCUAUCUAUCGGCAUUACAGUACCAUCCAUUUGGUAUGUCAAUCACAUAACUGAUAGAAAUGUAAUAGGAAACUUCACAGCCAAUGUCACUGAGCACCGUGAUAAGGUUGUAGUAAGAUUUCCCUAUGCAUUAGCUAUCAUUAUAGAAUGUGUUUUGGGUCUUUUUUUGACUGUUGUUCCCAUUUCCCAGACUGUGAGGUCACUCUGGGGACACACAAGGAGAAUGAAGAAAAAUGCCUCCAAUUAUUCUGUCCCUCGUCUACAGGCUCAUGUCACAGCCGUGAGGACCAUGUUGUGCCUGGCCACCCUCUGCAUAAUGCUUUACUGUUCCCUUAUCGUUAUGUGGGUCAAUUUGUUGCAAAUAGAUGGCAUCUUCUUGAAUCUGUGCUGGUACUUUGUGGCAGCAUAUCCUACCCUGCAGGCAAUUACUCUUAUUAUGGGCAAUUCCAAGCUGAGAAAGUCCUUCAAACAGAUAAAAAACUGUCUUUGUAAGAGUAAGAGCAGCAAUGUUAUGAUAAAUACAGACCUGUUGGUCUGA